AUGAAGAGAUCGAAGGUAAUGGCCACAGCAUCCAUCCGGCUUUUCAACUCGCUCCACCUGAAUCUGCAGUCCAGAACUCGACUUCUGCAUUCUCAGUCCCAGGUGACGCGGUACUCCCACCUUUCCCCAGAUUUCUCUUCCAUUGGUUCACCACAAGUUUACAUUUCUGCUUUUACUGCUAGCCACCAAAAACUGUACUUCUCAAUAAAGCCAAACUCGAUUGCGGAACUGAUUUCAGCCAAUGAAUGGUCGGAUGUGAUAGAACAGGAGCUUGAAAAAUCAAAUCCAACAUUAAAGCACGAAAUUGUUCUUUAUGUUUUGAAGAAACUCGAUAACAACCCAGAAAAAGCUUGGAAUUUCUUCAAGUGGGUUUCUGAGAAACAUGACUUUAAACCCAAUUAUCCGUUGUAUAGCUUAAUGCUCAGAAUUUUAGGUCGGAAGGAAUCGAUGGACGAGUUCUGGGUCAUUGUCAAGAACCUGAGAGAUGGGGGUUUCCAUAUUGAUAAGGAAACAUAUGUAACACUUGUGAGUAAUUUCAAGAAUGCAAAGAUGGCGGAUGAUGCUGAUGCUCUAACUAAAUUGUACUCUGAGAUGAUUGAAGAGGAUGUCACGGAGUCUACCGUGAAGGGUGUUGUUGAGUUCGUUAUAGGGUCGGAUUUGAAUGAUGAGGUCGAGAAGAAAGUGGAACUCGAGCUUUCUCUAUCAGAAAAUACCAUGUUGAGGAUCUUAAAGGAACUUCGUGGACACCCUUUAAAGGCUUUAGGUUUUUUCCGCUGGGCUGCAAAGCAUCUAGGUUAUAUACACAAUACUGUUACUUAUAAUGCAAUGCUUCGGAUUCUCGGGUCCAAUGAAUCAAUUGAGGAAUUUUGGAACAUGGUUAAGGACAUGAAGGAUGCGGAUCAUGCAAUCAAUAUUGACACUUACACAAAAGUUUCAAGGCAAUUCCAGAAUGGAAAGAUGAUUAGGGAUUUGGUGGAACUUUAUGAGCUAAUGAUGGAUGGCCCCUACAAGGCAUCAGAUCAGGAUUGUAGUAAGCUUUUACGGCUGAUCUCGUUGACUGGCAACCCAGAUAUGGAUUUGGUAUUCAGAGUUGUAAAGAAAUACGAGGCAGCAGGGUAUUCCCUUUCUAAGGCUGUUUACGAUGGGAUCCACAGAUCUUUGACUAGCAUUGGAAAAUUUGAUGAAGCAGAAGAGAUUUUGGAGAAGAUGAGAAAUGCAGGUUAUGAACCUGACAACAUUACCUACAGCCAACUGGUUUAUGGACUCUGUAAAGCAGGGAGGCUAGAGGAAGCCUCUAAGACCUUGGAUGAGAUGGAAGCACAGGAUUGUGUUCCUGACCUCAAGACUUGGACCAUUUUAAUUCAGGGGCAUUGCAUGGCUGGUGAAGUUGACAAGGCAUUAGCUUGUUUCACUGAGAUGGCCGGCAAGAACUUGGAUGCCGAUGCUGAUCUCUUAGAAGUUCUGGUGAAUGGUUUGUGUACUAAGAAUAAGGUAGAUGAUGCAUACGCUUUGAUCAUUGAGAUGGUGGAGAAGGCCAAGUUGAGACCUUUGCAAGCUACAUAUAAACUUUUGAUUCAAAGGCUACUUGGAGAAGGGAAACUCAAGGAAGCAUUGAACCUUCUUUGUUCAAUGAAAAAGCAAAAUUUCCCACCAUUCCAGGAACCUUUUGUUCAGUAUAUAGCAAAGUCCGGGACGAUAAAGGAUGCUAAGGAAUUCUGGAAAGCAUUAAGUGUAAAGGCACACCCAUCUCUUUCGGUUUACCUGAAUGUCUUCAAUUCUUUCUUCAGAGAAGGAAGGCAUUCUGAAGCUCAAGAUUUGCUUUACAAGUGUCCUCGUCAUAUUCGCAAUCAUUCUGACAUUUUGAAUCUCUUUGGUUCUACAAAAAAUGGGACAGUUCCUAUUUGACCUUGUGCUAAAACAAUUACAAUGUCACUCAUAACCAUGUAUUGAUAUGGUAUCUUUGAUGGGAUGCCCUAAGGUAGAAGAGCUCAAAUCCAACUUCACUAUUAGUAGUUGAGAAAUUGAUUUGUUAUUGAACAAAUUGAUUAUCCCGUGGAAAAUGGAAAUUUUAUUCAUACA
Molecule: messenger RNA, 2079 nt
Organism: Telopea speciosissima
Lineage: Eukaryota; Viridiplantae; Streptophyta; Magnoliopsida; Proteales; Proteaceae
Product: pentatricopeptide repeat-containing protein At3g48250, chloroplastic-like
Exons: 1
Coding region: 1-1905 (634 amino acids)
Biological process (GO): RNA splicing
Molecular function (GO): protein binding
Source: RefSeq, a predicted model, not a curated record